Molecule: messenger RNA, 1107 nt
Organism: Vicia villosa (hairy vetch)
Lineage: Eukaryota; Viridiplantae; Streptophyta; Magnoliopsida; Fabales; Fabaceae
Product: homeobox-leucine zipper protein HDG11-like
Exons: 5
Coding region: 1-1107 (368 amino acids)
Molecular function (GO): lipid binding
Source: RefSeq, a predicted model, not a curated record
AUGCGCAUGAAGGAGGCAUUGAAGGCCAAACUUUGCAUAACUUGUGGGGGUCCUCCGAUUGCUUCUAAAGAGCAUGAACUUUCUAUCCAAAAGAUGGAAGAGCAAAACAUCAGACUUAAAGAGGAGGUUGAGAAAGCUUCCACUCUUUUAGCAAGGUACACAAGAAAAGAGAUAUCACAACUCGAGUUUGAGCAAUCUAUUGCUCAAACAAAAGCAUUUGCAAGAAAUUUAGAUAUUGAAAUUCCACUAAGACAAGAAACUGGUGGAAGUUCUAGUCAUAAUCACAAUCAUGCCAUGCCAGUGAAAGAACCAAAAUCAAGUGGUGAUGUGGAAAAAUCAAUAAUAUCUCAAAUUGCAGCUGUUGCAAUGAAUGAAUUAGUGACACUUGUGCGUAUCAAUGAACCUUUUUGGGUGGACUCUUCUAGUGUGGAAGAUGAGAUAUCAACUCUUUCUCAUGAAAUUUAUGAGCAGACUUUUCCAAAACCAAAUCACUUCAAAGGUGAAAAUGUAGUUAAAGAAUCAUCAAAGUAUACUUCACAUGUCAACAUCAAUAGCAUGGAAUUAAUUGACAUGUUAUUGGAUCCGGUGAAAUGGGCGAAGUUAUUCCCAACGAUUGUUUCGAAAUCAGAAACAAUUAAAGUGUUUGAAAAUGGAUUGAUGGGAAAUCGAGAUGGAGCAUUGCAAUUGAUGUAUGAACAAAUGCAUAUUCUCUCACCUCUUGUGCAACCUCGUGAAUUUACCAUCAUUCGCUAUUGUAAACAAAUUGAUGUUAGGACAUGGGUGAUAACAGAUGUGUCAUAUGAUUCUUCUCUACGAGAAAUUAGUCCUCCUACUCGCUCUUGGAAACAUCCGUCUGGAUGCUUGAUUCGUGAAUUGUCUGUUGAUUUUUGUUCGGUUACUUGGGUUGAACAUGUGGAAUUGGAUGAUAAGAUGCAUACACAUCACCUAUACAAAUAUCUUAUUGAUAUCAAUAAUUUAUAUGGAGCAAAAAGUUGGAUUAAAGAGCUUCAAAGAAUGUGUGAAAAAUCGGCCAGUUUCUAUGUUCAAAGAAUACCUGAUCAAGAAUCUGAAGGAGGUUACAAUUUCUCAACUCUACUCUACAAAUAA